GCUCACAGUUGAGAACUAUCGUCACCAUGAGCAAACAAGCCCAUAUAAUUCCAUACCCUGAACGAAUCCAAGAACUAGUCGAAUAACGCACUUAAGACCUAUCCGCUCUUAACCCAGGCCACUGAGCUCGCUGCGGCAAACAACCCCCUCAUUCAAUCACAACAAGAGUUUCCUCUGUUCCGAAGGACAGUGCAUAAUGUCGGACAUCGAGAUUACCGGCGACAAUACUUUGACUGAGAAUGGCGGGAGUGCAGAUGUCGAGAUGGGCGGAGACGAGGUAGUGGAGGUCGCAACAACCACGGAUGUAGGAGACAAGAACGACGACGUAGAAAAAGACCAGGAAAUUGCGGAAGAAGAAGAGGCACCAGUCCCGGCACGAAUCACAUAUGUGGACCAUUUGAAAAGCCCCAUUGUAGAGCUCAUUGUUGGACAAGGUGACUCCGAAAUCAUCCUCAGUGCUCAUCAAGCGCUGUUGGUGCAAAGCCCCUUCUUUGAAGACGCUUGCGCUCAAUUCGAUGCUGAUACACCGAGAAGGUCAAUCGACCUGUCAGAGGAGAACCUCGAUGCAGUCGGCUGCUUCCUGGAGUACCUUUAUACUGGCGAAUACUUCCCUCAGAGAGUCACUGGGCAGCGCGGAUUAGUCAAAGAUUCCACGAUGCCAGAAUUGGAUGAGUCGGGCGAGCAACUCCUAAAGCACGCAAGGGUCUAUACCCUGGCGGGCAAGUUUGGCGUUGACGCACUGAAGGCACUCGCACUUUCAAAGAUUCACUGCGUCAAUUCCAACGCAAAGGGCGAGAUUCAAUACGCUCGCUACGUUUACGCAAAUACCGCCGAAGACGAUACCACAAUCCGUAGGCCCGUUGCCUCGUUCUGGGCGCAUAGAUCCCAUGUCCUGCGCGCUGAAGCGGAAGAUGAAUUCAGGAAGAUGUGUUUGGAAUUCCCUCAGUUUGGUUUCGAUGUGCUGACCCGCGUCUUGGACGAGAAGCUCAAGAACGAGACCCGCGACAAACCGCAGAGUACCCCAAGCGGCAGCUCUCGCAAGCGCCAAAGGCAUAUCCAGGUCUAGGUUUGGCCAGUGAUAUAAAUAAUUGCUUGACAACAUCGCAAUGUUUUGAUACGAUAUGGUGUAGCACGAUUGCUUAGGACUUAAGGCCUUGGGCAAAAUCAGGACACUUCAUUUGUAGUACAAGGUAUUCUAGUAUUUGAGGCUAAUAUUCCCAUAGCUGAGCAUAGGACUAUAAAUAAUAGCUUCCGCUUCAGCGCACUGUUUGUUCGUUUGAUGUUGUAAAGAGGCGAAUAUAGCGUCAAUCUCACUAUAAAACUCCAAACAGAGGGCUUGAUACCACCUCAUUGGACUACUGUAUAUUUAAUUUGGAGCUUUUCUCUCCGUAUCCAGAGUUACGCACAAACUCGCCGGAAACAUAAAUUGCUCUCAAUAAAUU
Pseudogymnoascus destructans is the source of this 1442-nucleotide messenger RNA. RefSeq lists its product as uncharacterized. NCBI's taxonomy places the organism in Eukaryota, Fungi, Ascomycota, Leotiomycetes, Thelebolales, Thelebolaceae. The transcript has 5 exons. Bases 197 to 1066 code for a protein of 289 amino acids. The record is from RefSeq and is a predicted model, not a curated record.